Messenger RNA from Musa acuminata AAA Group (dessert banana), 2183 nucleotides. Its product is annotated as beta-1,2-xylosyltransferase XYXT1. The record is from RefSeq and is a predicted model, not a curated record. NCBI's taxonomy places the organism in Eukaryota, Viridiplantae, Streptophyta, Magnoliopsida, Zingiberales, Musaceae. Bases 205 to 1983 code for a protein of 592 amino acids. Gene Ontology annotation, molecular function: glycosyltransferase activity. The transcript has 6 exons.
GUGUGGGAAUAAAGUACCAUUUUCAUUCCAAAUCAUGGCAUCUCCAUCAAGGUUGCUUUUAUGCUUGUUGCUUAUUUAUUCUACCUUUAAUCCAUUUCACCUGCUUAGCCCAUGGCUGGAUUGGAAAUCCCCUGGUAACAUAAAGAUUUACCAUGAUCUACAAUGCCCGGAUCCCAGUGAAUAAGAACAUGACCUUCCACGAGAAUGGCUAUUUCCUCCGAUAAGACUCGGUCGGAGGUUUCAGAGCAAAUCGGCUUUAGAUCAAAGGUGGAAGCCAUAGAACAGAGAGUGACACAGAAGAUGGGGUAUGAGAUGAUCCUGAUAAAGAGCUUGAAGCGGAUGGAGGCGCGGAAGCUCGGAUUGGCUUUGCUUGUAGGAUUCUGCGUCGGCGUAGUCGCCUGCUUCAUUUCCAUGACGGUGUCUACAGCCAAACAGCAGCUAUCUAAUCUGCCUUACGUGGUUAAUGCGUCUCCGGUGGCAGAGAGCAGCAACUAUUCACAGAGAUCAGGUCGAGGACGUGGCGCAGAGGGAAGCAACCCAAGCAACGAUGGCGCUACCAGAACGAAUCAGACUUCAUCAUCGACAAGAGACGACGCUCUUUCCGGUGGACAGACCAAGGGCAGUAAUCUGGAGUCAGAAGGCGAUAAGAAGACGGAGGCCAGACAACCAAGCAAAAACCAGAAGGAAGAGAUCAUUGAAUCCAAACAACCAGAAGGCGAUAAGAAGACGGAGGCCAGUCAACCAAGCAAAAACCAGAAGGAAGAGGUCAAUGAAUCCAAGCAACCAGAUGGACCAAGAAUCAGUAAGUCCACGAAGUCCCUGACGAAGGCGGCUUGCGAUCUCUCCAAUCCGAGAACUGAUGUCUGCGACAUGGAAGGCGAUGUUCGAAUCCACGGGAAGUCUGCCUCUGUAGUUCUUGUCACCGAUCGCCGACCUCGCAAAUCAGGAAGAACGAAGUCGUGGCGGAUCAAGCCUUACGCUCGCAAGUUCGACAAGGCCGCCAUGGCGCACGUCCACGAGGUUUCGGUAAGAGUGUCGAAUGGCCUCGGAGGCAUCCCCGCCUGCAGCACGAACCACAGCGACCCGGCCAUCGUGUUCGCGCUCGGAGGAUACACCGGAAACUACUACCACGACUUCACCGACGUACUCAUUCCACUGUUCAUAACCUCGCGACGGUUCGACGGAGAGGUUCAAUUCGUCAUAGAGACCACUAACCUGUGGUGGAUCUCCAAGUACGAGCAGAUUCUUCGAAGUCUGUCGCGGCACGAGAUCAUCUUCUUCAACAACGACGACCGAGUCCACUGCUACCGACGUGUGGUGGUCGGCCUCCAUAGCCACAAAGCCCUGUCCAUCGACCCCACGAGAGCUCCGAACGGGUACUCCAUGGUCGACUUCACGAAGCUCAUGAGGGUCGCCUACUCGCUCGAGAGGGAUUCCCCGAUCAGACCGGGAGGAGCCGGGGCCAAGAAGCCGAGGCUGCUACUCAUCUCGAGGCAGGGCAGUCGAAGGUUCACCAACUUGGGGGAGAUCGUAAGGACGGCCGAGGAGUUGGACUUGGAGGUGGUGGUGACAGAGGCCAAGAUGGGGAGUAACGUCGCUGACAUCGCCAGGGUGGUGAACUCCUGCGACGUGAUGAUGGGGGUGCACGGCGCCGGGCUCACCAACUUCGUGUUCCUGCCGACCAACGCAGUGGUGAUUCAGAUAGUUCCUUUCGGCAAGCUGGAAGACAUCUCCAGGGCAUGCUUUGGAUACCCUUCCCAGGACGCAGGCUUGCACUACCUGGAAUACAGUGUGAGCGAGGAGGAGAGCAGUCUGACAGAGCUGUACCCGAGGGACCACGCCGUGUUCAGGGACCCCAAGUCCAUUCACAGGCUGGGAUGGAUCAAGAUGGGGGAGGUGUACCUGGACAAACAAAACGUGAAGCUUGACGUCGACAGGUUCCGACCUCUACUGCUAAAAGCUCGUCAACUUCUCCAUCAAUAGCAUGGCCGAGGGAUCGCAUUAAUGCUGCAUGGUGUAAGAAGACAUUCAUUUACGAUUCCCUUCUUUCUGGCUUUUUAAUUUGGCGACACUAGGAAGACAGGUUUUACACUGUAGAUAGUAGCCAUCCUUACAAUAGGAUAGUAAACACGAGCAUGAUGACAAUUCCUUUAUGAAUAUAGACUGCACCAAAUAUUCAUUGA